This is a messenger RNA of Rhizophagus irregularis DAOM 181602=DAOM 197198, 837 nucleotides long. RefSeq lists its product as uncharacterized. NCBI's taxonomy places the organism in Eukaryota, Fungi, Glomeromycota, Glomeromycetes, Glomerales, Glomeraceae. The record is from RefSeq and is a predicted model, not a curated record.
AUGCCUGUUAAAUUAAAUAACUACGAUUUAUCAAAACAUGUUAUAAUUCUUACUGGUGCAACUUAUGGCAUUGGUAAAGAAAUGGCAAGAAUUUUAUCACUAUUUAAUCCAAAGCGAUUGAUUUUACCAGCUCGCAAUAAAGUAAAAGGAAAUAAUUUAUUAGAAUAUAUUAAAUUUUCUAAUGGACAUAUAAAUAAUAUUGAAAUUUGGGAUAUGGAUUUAGAAGAUUUACAAAGUAUAAUCGUACAAAAUCAAAUCAUUAAAACGAAAGAUAACUUUGAAUUACAAUUUCAAGUCAAUCAUUUAGCACCAUUUUUACUUACUUUAAUGUUAUUGGAUACGAUGAAAAAAUCAGUUUCUGCUGAAUUACCUGGAAAAAUUGCUUUAACUAGUUCAGAAGCCAAUAAAUUUGGCGAAAUUGAUUUUGAUAAUUUAAAUCUUGAAAAAGGUAGUUAUUUGAAUCCUUUUCAAGCUUAUGGAAAUACGAAAUUGAUGAAUGUUCUUGUUACAAAGGAAUUAAGUCGCAUAGUUCAAAACGAAAAUAUUACAACAUAUUCGCUUCAUCCUGGAGUAAUUAUAACAAAUAUAAAUCAUUUGAAUAGAAACUAUUUAAAUUAUCUCCUUUACAUAUUAUUAAUAAUAUCUAGGGUUGAAAUAACGACUGAACAAGGUGCCAUCAACGUUCUUUAUCCUGUAUUUUCUCACGAAAAUAAAGAAACGGGAAAGUAUUAUAAGGAUGGUGUUGAAGAGCCAAAUAAAGUUGCGUAUGAUCAAGAAGUUGCAAAAAAAUUGUGGGAUGUUUCUGAAAAAAUUUUAAAAAAUCAUGGAAUGAUUUAG